Messenger RNA from Anguilla anguilla (European eel), 4688 nucleotides. Its product is annotated as junctional protein associated with coronary artery disease-like. The record is from RefSeq and is a predicted model, not a curated record. Gene Ontology annotation, biological process: positive regulation of blood vessel endothelial cell proliferation involved in sprouting angiogenesis. NCBI's taxonomy places the organism in Eukaryota, Metazoa, Chordata, Actinopteri, Anguilliformes, Anguillidae. Gene Ontology annotation, cellular component: ruffle membrane; adherens junction.
AGGAGGGCUCGGCGUAGGGAGGAAAGCCCAUUCCUGCCGAGUUCCUCUCUCUCUCCCUCUCUCCCUCUCUCUCUCUCUCUCUCUGGCUCCUGUACGAGGCGAGCUGAACAGCAGCCCUCCACACUGCUCCUCAGCCUCUGUCGCUGAGCGCAGGCGAACUGCCGAGGCAGCGUUAUAGCAUCUUCUAGUGAUGACCAGUGCAGAGGGGGCCUCCUGCUGCUCUGAGCUCUGUGCAUAGUGGGGAGGGGGGGGGGGGAACAGCCAGCUCCUCCUCGGCCCAGGACCGGUCCACCAGCAUAAUGUACAGCGUGGAGGACCUGCUCAUCUCUCAUGGAUACAAGCUUCCCAGGAAUGCCCCUCCUUCCUCCUCGUCUUCCUCAUCCUGCGAGGCCGCGCAGGCCAACGGGCGGGAGGCCUACGCGGCCCGCGGAGGGGGGGGGCGGCCCCCCCCGGCCAAGAGCUGCCCCGGCCCGGCGGGGAGAGCCGCGGGGGCCGGCGUCUGCGGCGACGGUAACCAAGGCGACACGCGGCAACAGCGUCCAGGCACCCUCCACAGCAGCUCGGACAGUGGGUUUUUCAAUGGAACCAGAGAGCUGUACUCCCACCAGCAGAGGGAGCCGGAGAGGGAGGAGCGAGACAUGUUCUACUGGCGGCGGAGGGGCCACGACUUCAGCCUCUUGCUGGACUACGCCGACGGCCGAGAGCUGAGGGCUGCGGCGGGGGGGCUGGGCAGGGCGGAGGGGGCGCGGAGAGCACAGGCGGCGGCCCCGCCCCAGGAGGAGCGCCGGGCGGACAGGCAGCGCUGGGACGAGAGCGCGUGGCUGCGGGUUCGGGACGCGGCGCAGGGGCAGUGGCGGGCGGUGGGGGCGUCGGCGGCGGGAGACAGGAAGUGCCAGAGCCUGGGCACGGAGGAGUGGCGGCCGGCGCUGGGGCUGGGCAGGCACCUGUCUGACGGCGAGGGCAAGCUGUGGGCCCAGGAGCAGGCCUACCGAGCCCCUGCCGAGGGUGCCGUCCACCCCAGGACCAAAGGGAAGUCGCAGUCCCUUCCCAGGGUGCUGUCCCCGGAGAACUUCCAGCAGGCCCACACACCCGCCUCUCUCCUGGACGGGUACCCGGGCCAUCGGCUCAACGGCCCCACCUCCCACGUACCUCACGCCAAACACCGCUACCCCCCUUACCACUACCACUACCACUACCACCACAACAGCAACGUGGCGGGCAGCAGGGACCCCUGGAUGGAGAGCAGCAGCAGCAGCAGCAGCAGGAUAAGUCAACACAUGGCACUUUUACCAAAGCCCAGGUUCAGCAGGCCCCUCAAGCCUCCCUCCUACGAGGCUCACCAGCAGACAAGGGGCAGCACCGAGAUGCUUGCUGGAGAUCAGGUACCCAAGUCGAAAGACGGGGAGGCGGCAAGUUCCUCCGAGGGAGGGGGGCCAAUGGGGAGGGACUCCUUUGCACACGAUGCCGCCGCAGGGUCCGGGGCGGUGCCUCCGGGUUACAUACCUCCUCCGUCCUACAAAAGACCCUUCCUCUACAGGGGAGGACAGAGGGGCAACUGCGAAGCACUGAGUCUCCAGUUCCAGGUGGAAGAGGUCAAGGAGCAGGUGCCGGGGAGCACGGAAUUAGGGAGGUGGUAUUCCAGGCACGUGGGAAGCUCCUGGCUAGAACAUCAGAGGGACAGGAGCGCCCCCUGCAGGGAACCAACAUUCCCCGGUCGCCCGGAAGAGGAGGCCGAAGAGGGACCCUUGGGACCCGUUCAGUACCUGCCCUUCGACGACCCGCGCGUGAGGCAUAUCUCAGGAGGAUCCUGCGGAAACUCUCUGGUUGAAUUGGACGAAAUCAGGAGCGUUGACAAAGAGGUUCCCAGCGCUAAUGUUUUAGGACAAUCUACACAUGACAGUGCCUUUCUCCCUCCGCAGGAGCUAAUAUUACCCGACACGGACGCUAGCGAAACGUCUCUCAGCGAGCGGGACGGCGGCAACAGGCAGCAUAGCGAUUUGCACAAAGGGAGCGACGAUUCCGCAGUCUCUGACGUCAAAGGCGUCGAGUGCCCCUCAGCUUUCCUGGUCAAGCCAAUCUGGCAGAACCGAAACCCGGACCGGGGCGUCCCUCCGGAGACGGUGACCCAAGUGAAAAAGAUCGAGCCGGGCGGAGCCGAGACGGAGAAGAGCAAGAGCGCUAAGAGGAAACUCACCGAGACGAUAUUCUGCCUGGUCUCCAUCCCCAUCCGCACGCCGUCGGUCGCGGACGACGCCGAGCCGGCCGACCGCGAGAAGCCGACGGACCUGGCGCAAGGCUCGGACGAGGACGGAUCGGGCCACCUGCAAAACCAAAGUCUCCUAAGCACAUCGUCCACGGACCUGGAGCUCCAGGCGCUCACCGGGGGCAUGAAGAGCAACAGAGGCCCCAAAAAACACCCCGUCCUGGGGAAGGAGGUCCACCCCCUCCACCCCGGCCAUGACCUCAGCUCUGGGUCCUGGCCCGGCGAUCAGUACAGGGAUCAGGAGACCCAGACCUGCUCCCCUGAGGUCCCCCGGGCUCCCCCGCAGGGCCUCGCGGACCAGCAAGCACAAGACCAGCCUCGCUCGGCCUCAGACACCACCACCGACAGCGGGGUGGGCACCGACUGCAGCAACCGCUACGGGUACCCGAUGAAAGGUCAGAAGAACCUGAACCAGUCCAGCAACAGCGCCUUCUCCAGGACCUCCAACUUCGCCUCCGGCCCGCUUCAGAAGAGCACAGCUCAGUCGCCGCCGCCGCCGCCGCCGCCCCCACAACCACAACCCUCAGGAAACCGGGAGGAGCCGGACUGCCUUCCGGCCCAGAAAGGCCAGAACCAGAGCCGGGGCAAGCCGCCGUCCGCCGGUUCCGGUCCGGAAGCCUUUGGCCAGUUCCUGCUGAAACCUAUCAGCCGCCGCCCGUGGGAUGCCAUCGAGGAGCUGGAGUCCUUCAACAAGGAGCUGCAGCAGCAGAUCAUCAAAGGGUCCAGUGUGGACCAGUGCAUCGAGGACCUGGACGAGGCCUACAGGGACAUCCUGGAGCUGGAAACAGUCAGCAAUAACAUCAUCGAAACGGUGCAGAUCCCUGAACGCCAAAAGGCUGACCCCGACCAAGUCCCCCCGGGCGAGCACCUGGGCAGGACGGACAAGGCCAGGCGCGCACUGGAAAGCUGGACGGCCACGGCGGACCCCACCUACAGGGAGGUGAAGAGCGCUUUCUCCAGGCCGGCUGGGAAGUCCGUCAGCUUCAGCUUCAGCAAGCCGCCAAAAAGAGAAGAGGCGCCGCCCCCCCCGGAGAUUGGCUUCAGAGAGUACGCCUCCGUCUCCUCUCAGAUCACGGAGAAGCCGGCAGGAGGAUGUCGCUGUGGCAAUGCCGCGAACACGGACGCGUUCGCCCCGAAGGAGUCCUGGAACGAGGACGAGGCGGACCGGCCCGAGCACGCCCCUGUGGAGGCGCCGUGGGCCGCCAGGCAGCCGAUGCAGGACGCUUCCACGCUGACCAGCCCCCCCGACUACGAGGACGUGUGCCACGCCUUGCAGCUGACCCGGGAGCCGACGGUGGGCGUGAGCCGGGGCGUCACCGCUAAGCUCGGGAGCGCCGGCGCCAGCGCCGUGGCUCUUCCCCAGACCCCCUCGUUCAAGGUGGUCACGUUCGCCGCGCUCGGCACCCAGCAGGACGGCCCUCCUUCUCUGGCCGAGGCCCUGAGGGACGCAAAGAAGGAGAGGAACUCGCUGCCCAGGUUCAGGGGCGAGAGAAGCCUGAACGUGCUCUUGGUCAGAAACCAGAGGGACAGGUUCCGAGGUCGAGGGGCGUCCCGGUGCAUCGUGGGAAAGGACGGAGACGGCGCGGCGGCGGCGGCCUCCUGCUCCCCCUCCUCCUCCUCCUCCUCCUCCUCCUCUGAGGAUGAUUACCACAACAAUGACCCCGACAAGCGUUUUGAUUCCAGGAAGCAGCAGACGGUCGCAGAGAAGCAGCGGGAGGUCCUCUCGACGGACGAGAAGUCCGACGGCGGCGCGCCAGCAGAGGACCUGAGCAACCUCUGCGAGGUGAAGUGCGCCAAGGGCAUCCCCGAGAAUGAGUCCCUAGAGGACAGGGCAGCCAGGAUUUUAGGAAUCAACGUGCCAGCGGAGUCUCUAGGCAAGGUGGAGCAGAAGGGAGGAGGAGAGCAACUGCUGGAGUUCGAGAUGGGAGGCACGGUGGAGCGCAGGCAUAUCUCGCUGAUCGGGAUGACGAAAUUCGGCAGCACCGAAAGGAUGCCGCACGUGUUGUGGCGGCGUCGCCACAAGGAAGCGGACAUCGACAUCAACGUGGCGCUGGACCCGCAGGACAAAGAGACGGGCGGGGCGACGGGGCGGGGAGGGGGCGGCUCGGAGAACCACCUGGGGCCGGCCUCGGGGUUCCCGGAGUUCCCCGGCGAGAGGCUGAGGCUGUCGGUGGCCCUGGACAGGAGGGGGGGGCGUGGCCGCGGACGGGGCCCCUCCCGCGCCAUCGAGGCCCUGCAGGACAGGCUGACCGCGCCCUCGUGCCGGGCGGCGGCGGAGAGGCUCGCCCGCAUGCGGGAGGUGGACUCGGUGUCUCGGAUGAGACGCCUCAGCGCCCGGAGCUCGGAUUCGGGGGACGAGCCCGAGGACGGCGGGGCGGCGGCGGCGGCGGCGGCGGCCUACGGCGCUCCCCGCUCGGCGGACCGC